Molecule: messenger RNA, 1092 nt
Organism: Blastocystis hominis
Lineage: Eukaryota; Bigyra; Opalinata; Blastocystidae
Exons: 4
Coding region: 1-1092 (363 amino acids)
Biological process (GO): protein phosphorylation
Molecular function (GO): protein kinase activity; ATP binding
Source: RefSeq, a predicted model, not a curated record
AUGCCUGAAAACCCCAAGGAGAUCGUUUUUGUAACGGAACGUGUGACUUGCUCCCUUGCAAACAUGUAUUCAAUUCCGAAGAGUAUUAAGGAGCGUACUCUUUCCCAGUUUGAAGUUACGUGUGGUCUUAUUCAUGUUUGCGAAGCUUUAAUCUUUAUGCAUGAUACCGCGAAGAUGGUGCAUCUGGAUCUAUCUCCUGAAAACAUUUGGAUUACUCCUGAUGGGUCUUGGAAACUGGCUGGCUUCGGAUUUUCGCUUUCUCCUGAUGUGGGUAGCACGCGUUAUUUACUUGAUUGUGGGACACCUGCCACCCGCUAUGCCGCCAUUCCAGAUAUGAACUACUCGGCUCCUGAGCUGAGUACACAGCCUGGAAACUUCAGCACAGCGUCGGAUGAAUGGUCCUUAGGCUGCCUCAUCUGGGAGUUAUUCAGUUUGGGUGUGGAAGCAGAUGGAACGACCCAAAAGUUGGUCAAGGUCGAUGAUGGCAAUCCGCUAACGCAUGCGUACCAAGUGCAGAAUCUGCAGCCUAUUGCAAUGGAUCGGGUCCCCGAAAUGCUCCACUCUUGCCUCACAGCACUAUUGAGUUUGGAUCCGUCACGUCGUCCCUCUGCCGCGAGAGUGAAGGAUUGUCCUUAUUUCAGUAGAGGACCUGUCCAAACCAUGCGCCAGCUAGAGAAUUUGUUGCAGAUGGAUGAAGCUCAUCAGAAAGAUGUGUUGAAGAAUCUACAGGCGUCAUUGGUCCACUUCCCUACUCAUCUGCUAGUCUCUAUGGUAAUUCCGAAGCUCGCAGAGGUUUCGAAUAUUACCGACUUUGCCAGUGAUUUGCUUCCAUGUUUGUUGUUCAUUGGAAACAAAGUGGAUUCGACUGUAUUCAACACCAAGAUUGUUCCUGCCAUGAUUCCUAUGAUCACGCUUUCGUCUCCUCCUGAAUUGGUUACCCAAUGUUAUUCAAUUCUCCUUAAACAGUUAGACAUGAUUCUGGAAAAGGGAGAUAAUACUUUCAAGAAUAAGUAUUUCUUGCCUAUACUGGGUCGUUGCUUGAAUAGUGGAUACAAACAGCUUCAAUUGCCUGUUCUGCAGGGUCUUGUAUGA